This is a messenger RNA of Dermacentor albipictus, 6777 nucleotides long. RefSeq names its product proline-rich protein 36-like. NCBI's taxonomy places the organism in Eukaryota, Metazoa, Arthropoda, Arachnida, Ixodida, Ixodidae. The record is from RefSeq and is a predicted model, not a curated record.
AAUGGGUCCCCGUAUAUAAGCCGCCCCGGCGGUAAAAGUUGCAAUAUUUUCUGGGUCACUGUGCAGCCGGGAUGCGCCUAGACUAGUCCGGACCGACGACGCCCCCCAACCUGCGCUUGGGACGAGCACGCUCGGCGCGCAAACAUGAUACCACAUGCCUCUGCUGUGGCUUUGUUCGUCUGCCUCUUGGUCGCCGUCGGGGCAGAGCCACAGCACGAUGACGGCGAAGCAAGAAGAGAAGAAGACGUGACGGUACGGCUGGCGCGCUUCGUCGAAAGCUUAUACGAAGACUUAGAGGAAGCAGCCCAAACAAAUGUCGCCAGGCCUUUCCCAUCACACGAAGCUUUUCACGAGUUUCAUAAUCAGCCAGUUCGACCUUUCCAGCAGGGAAGGCCACCGGGGGGCGGCGGGGCCGCGUCACCUCCGCCGUCAAGGCCCGCACCAGGACAACCCGGUCAGCCUGUGGCUCCUCCUGGACCGACCACGCCUCUGCGGAGGCCACCGGGAACUGCUUUGUUCGGGGAACCGUUCGAACCCCCCAAGGGGCCGCAGAAGCCUCCUUCACCAUCCCGAGGAACAGGCGGGUAUGGAAGGCCUGAGGGACCACUUCUACCACCCAGUAACGUACUCGAGCCAGACAUUGUUGGUCCCGUUCUAGAGUAUGAACCACCUGACCUACCUCAAAGGCCACCAGUAUUCAGCGGCUAUCCUAUCAACACUAUUGACUUGCCACCAGCUCCUCCACGGCAACCACCAAGACCAAGGCCUCCACCACAGCCAGUAGCUCCCUCACCGCCCAAAUUUGUUGGGGUUCUCAUUCCUGCGGAUAAGACACCCCAGUUGCCCCGACCACCGCUUCCCCCAUCAGGACCACCCGCGCCCAGGCCACCUAUUUCAAGACCUCCGGCUCCAAGGCCACCGGCUCCAAGACCACCAGCUCCUAGGCCGCCAGCUCCUAGGCCACCAGCUCCCAGCAUCAGCCGUUUUCCUCCAGCGCCCCCUCCGCCGUUUGCUAGGCCACCAUCAGGCACGGGUGGUAUUUCAUUCGAUGUGCAAACCGGAGUGGCGAAGCCCCGUCCGGGAGAACCGUCGGUAACUCCUGGCCCACCAGGGGAAGGUUUUGGAUAUGGACCACCGAGGCGCCCUCCUCCUUCUCGUCCGGGUCCAGGAGCUGGUAUCGGGCCCUUGCCCCAGCCGCCAAGGUUCCCAGCAGGCCCUCCACCCGCCCCUGCACCUCCAAGACCUCCAUCCUUGCCCCGCCCUCAGGCACCGUCCCCAUACCCUUUACCCAGACCUCCUGGUCCUCUGCCCUCUCCUCCUCGCGGAGUGGCUCUAUUCCCUGAAGGAAGACCCCCGCCUUCACCUCCUCAGCCUCCUAGGCCGGGUGGUUUUCCGAUUCCGGGAGCACCGCGACCCCCAGCGCCUCCUCGACUGCCGGCUCCAUCGCCGCCACCAGGCUUCUUUCAGCCAGGCAUAGGUCCCUCAGCGCCGGGGCCUCCCAGGCCAACGACACCUGGUAUUCCUGCUCCCCCUGGGACAGCCAGACCUCCAUCUCCGCCGCGCGGGCCAGUCACUGGUGGACGAAAGCCUUCUGACAUACCACAUCACAAGUUCCACGAGUUCCUUGUCACAGGACCCAAAGCACCAAGACCAGGAGGUACGCUAUUCCCUGGGGCUGUGGUACCAGGACAGAGGCCGCAAGGACCACAGCCACGACCACCUUCACCAACACCGGGAGGGCCGUUCAUCCCCCCUUCACCGCCAACCUUUCCCAUACCAGCUCCACCAAUACCGGGCGCUCCUCCGCCGGGCCCUCCUCCACCAAGACCUCCUACGCCGGGGCCUGGUCGCCCACUGAGGCCGCCAUCUCCACCAGGUUUCCCCACACCAGCUCCUCCAAGACCAAGUGGUCCUCCACCGGGGCCUGGUCGCCCACCAAGGCCACCGCCUCCUCCGAGCUACCCCAUACCAGCGCCACCAAGACCGAGCGGUCCUCCAGGGGGACCACCUCCACCAGGACCACCUCCACUGGGUCCUCCUCCUCCAGGACCCGGCCGACCAUUGAGGCCGCCGUCCCCACCAGGAUAUCCCUCACCCACACCACCAAGGCCAGGCGGUCCACCAUCGGGGCCUGGCCGUCCACCACGGCCACCUCCAAGCUAUCCAGCACCAGCACCACCAAGACCAGGUGGUCCUCCUUUUGGGCCACCACCACAAGGUCCUCCGCCACCAGGGCCCGGUCGUCCUCUGAGGCCUCCAUCACCGCCAAGUUUCCCAAUACCAGCUCCACCCAGACCAGGAGCUCCACCGCCAGGGCCCGGCCGCCCAUCAAGGCCGCCGGCACCACCUGGAUUUCCUGCCCCACCACCGCCGCCGAGGGGACCACCACCUCGGCAACCUCCUCCUGUUGGUCCACCACCCUCCCCUCCUGAAUUUCCGGAAACCCCCGGUUACCCCUCAAGACCAGCGAGACCGCGUCCUAGGCCACCGCCGGGAGUAGCACUUUAUCCAGAGGGAAGGCUGCCUGAAAGGCCGCCACCAGGUCCCGGAAGGUUCCCUUCUCCACCAGCGCCUGGUAGGAGGCCACCGCCAGCGGGACCAGGAGCAUUUCCCACACCACCUCCCGGUAUAUCUCCAUUUCCCGGAGGCGUGCCGAGGCCUACACCAAGGCCAGGGCCAUCGCCAGCUCCCCCAAGGCCUCCUCCUUUCCCACAACCGGGGCCAGAACCAUUUCCCGCUAUCCCAAGCGGCCCUCCAAGGCCACCUACUCCAAGACCUGCAGUACGACCACCGCAGCCACCUCGACCAGCAGGACCCCCGACAUUUCAACCUGGACCGUUUCCAGGACCACCAGGAGACGAGGAUGAGUUUCCAGAAACUCCUGGCUAUCCCUCAAAACCAUCCAGGAAACGACCACCUCCUCCCCCAUCAAGGGGGACGGCCAUAUUUGGCGAGCCUGGUGUACCAACUCCCCCACGGAGACCACCACCUCCGCCUUCUCCGAGACCUCCCUCACCUCCACUGGGACCAAUAACACCAAGACCAACGCCUCCAGGUCCAGGGCUACCACAGCCAUCACCACGACCAGUGCCAGGACCUUUCCCUCCACGACCACAGCCUGGCCCACCUGGCAUUCCUGGAAUUCCUCCCCAGAUACCGAGACCGCCUUCACCACCGCAGGUACCUAGACCACCAGUGUCACGUCCACCAGGGCCUGCACAGCCUGGUGGAAGACCAAAGCCUUCUGUUCAUGACAUUCCACAUCACAAGUUCCAUGAAUUCUUGGCUCAGCCUGUGAAACCUGGUACUGGAGGAGGGCAGGUUCCUGGUAUUGGUGGUUACCCUUCACGGCCACCGAGGCCUCGACCCCCACCUCCAUCGGCAGGAGCCGCUGUGUUUCCGCAAGGGCCGCCACCUAGACCUUCGCCUCCACCGCCACCGUUCCGGCCUCAAGGACCUCCACCUCCACAAGUCCCAUCACCCCCGAGACUUCCAGGACCACCUGCUCCGCAACCAUCACCUCCUCCACCACUAAGACCUUCACAGCCACAAUUCCCUCCUGGUCCACAAGGCCGACCUCCUGGACCUGGAUCUCGGCCCCCACCUACGAGACCACCAACACCACUACCGCCACCUCCCCAAAGACCACAACCUGCGUUUCCUGCACCACCAGCACCACAAAGGCCACCACCUGGAAUAGCCCUGUUUCCUGAAGCACCGUCAUAUGGUGGUAGACCUACAAGACCAAGACCUAGGCCAUCACCCCCUGCAGCUGGACCAGCACCACGGCCUCCUCCACCAGUCUCUCCAGCACCACCACCAGUUCCAAGGCCACAGAUACCUGGACCCCAACAACCACCAAGAUUUCCACAACCUGGCCAGCAACCACAACCGUUUCCAAGUCCAAGGCCUCCUCCACCACCUAGACCUUUGGUACCACCGCCGCCGCCUCCUGCACCACGACCACCUCCACAACCUCAACCCACUCCUGGUCCGCGGCCUGGCCCCACUCCACCAGGAUCGAGACCAUAUCCUGGCCCUCCUCCUAUACGACCAACCCCUACACCACAACCACCCAGGCCUUAUCCUGGUCCUUCUCCUGUGCAACCAUUUCCAGGACCACCGCCCCCAGUAGGACCAACCCCAGGACCCCCCUUCGUGCCACGACCACCACCAGGUCCAAGGCCCAUUCCUUCCCCAACUCCUGUACCAUCACCAAGGCCACCUCCAACUCCGACCUUCCCAAGGCCUCAAGUUCCGACUGGACCCGGGCGAGGCCCACCACUGGUGACACCACCGCCUCCUGGGCCAGGUACCGGGGACUUCCCUGAGGCGCCUGGUUAUGGAGCAAGACGCCCACGUCCAAGGCCACCUCCAGGGAGAGUUUUGUAUCCUGAAGGCGUAACCCCCUCUCGACCACCUCCGGGUCCAGGUCGCCGCCCAACACCUCCAUCACCUGGCCCACAGCCUAGACCACCAGGGCCCACUGGUCCAACACCAUAUCCGAUACCAGGGCCUCCUCCAAGACCCCCAGCACCUCCGCGACCUCCAGUUGCUCCACCCCCUCCGAGACCUGGCACUCCAUCUGCACCAGCUUUCCCGCCACCAACUCCAGGGCAAUUCCCUCAGCCAAGCCCACCAUCACCACCAGGUCCAUCGCGUCCAGCUCAACCAGGACGACCAGCAGGGCAGAGGCCUUCUGUAUUUGAUAUACCCCAUUCAAAAUUUCAUGAAUUUCAUCAGCAACCUGUCAGACCACAAGUAGGAGGUAGGCCCCGCCCAACUCCUGGUGUUGCUUUAUAUCCUGAGCCUGGUCCAGCAAGGCCGACAGGACCACCGCGAGUCCCAUCGCCACCAAUGCCCACACAGCCCUUCCCAUCUCCAAGGCCUCCAGGACCCCCAGCACCACCAAGACCUACACCCAGACCCCCAGCAUAUGUUCCUCCAGCUCAACCACGUCCUCCUCAACUCCCACGACCUCCUGGCCCUGUUCCUACACCCCCUGGUCCAGUACCAAGACCACCAUCAUCACCACGCCCAUCUCCACCAACAAGGCCUCCUUCACCCAGGCCACCAGCAUAUUUACCACCUCAACAACCUCCAUCACCAGUGUCCCCUGCACCACAGCCACCUCCGCCGCCCCGGCCAGUACCAGUACCGAGCCCUCCAUCACCUCUACCUCCUGCACCACGGCCACCUCCACCUCCUCGACCAGUGCCAGUACCAAGACCCCCAUCACCCCUGCCCCCUGGACCACGUCCACCUCAGCCACCUCGACCAACGCCACCACCAAGACCUCCAUCACCUCUGCCCCCUGCACCACGGCCACCUCCACCACCCCGACCAGUACCAACACCUAGGCCACCAGCUUAUAUACCACCUGGACCAACCAGCCCAAGGCCACAACAGCCAACUCCCAGGCCACCUCCAGGACCUUCUCGAUUUCCAGUUCCUCCUCCUACGCCAUCACCUCCAAGGCCUCAAGUUCCCUCAUUCCCACCAUCUCCAGGAUUCGUUACACCACCCCCAUACAGGCCAUCCCGUCCAGUGUCACCACAAAUACCACAAGGACCCGGAGGCACAGGUAUCACACCGAGUUUUCCAGCACCACCACCGACCAUACCGCGACCUAGUCCAAGACCACCGCAGCCAUCACCGCCACCUCGACCGCCAGUAACGCCGAGCACUCCAGGUCCCUCACCUCCGGCUCCACCAUCAGGCUUUCCCGACAGUCCUGGAUAUGGUAGCAAGCGCCCUACAAGACCCAGGCCACCAGCAACAGGCGGACGGCCACUACCACCUGGACCACUUCCUCCUGUUCCACCUCCCCUUCCGAAUGUCCCUGAACCAACACGGCCAGAAAUACCACAGCCUGUACCACAACCAUUCCCUGAACCACCAGGAUACGGACAGGGUAGACCAAGACCACCGCCCAGGCCUCAACCUCGACCUCAAGUUCCUGGUCCAGCACCACCUGUUAGACCGCAGAGACCAACUGACGUCAGGCCUCAAGUACCACCAAGAAGGCCACCUGGAACAGCCCUAUUCGGUGAACCUGGAGAGCCAUCACCUAGGCCACCAAGACCGAGACCUGGGCCAGGUCCUGGUCCACAGCCCCCUGCACCAGAACCUUUCCCAGACCAACCAGGCUAUGGUUCGAAACGCCCCAGGCCUGGAACUACGCCGUCUGGUCCAGGCCAACGACCCGGAGGUGUCCUUUUUCCUGACACCCAGACUACUUCGAGGCCUUCGGUCCCUGGAGGCAGGCCUGGCGACACAGGAGAGGGAAAGCAACCUAUACGCUUCCCUUCUCAUAAAGCGUUUCACGAAUUCCACAACGCCCCCAUCAGAAUUCGAAAUAACAUAGGUUGAAACGAAGACAGAGUGUUGUACACUCCAUGUCAGCACUGCUCCUGAUUGCACUAUGUAUGCAUAGUACAUCCACAAUGUUUGGAGAACUGACUUACAGGAAAAAAAUUGCAACUACCAACGGUUGCUGUAAGCAGUUCAGCAUUAUAAAACAAGAGCAUGAUGGAAAAUCACAUCUAUCACUUAUGGAAAGAAUGCCGCGCCAUCGGCGAGACCAAAUCAAACAUGUAAGAGCACUGAAGGAAAUGUCCUGUAUCAUUCCUGCUGCUGGAGGAGCCUGAUGUUUACAUGCCAUUGUAUAUUUUUGUUAAUAACUCUGUCAUUGUUUGUGAGUGAGACAUUUGCGGUUGUAUUUUUUCCUUGUUGCUAUAUUUAAGUUUCUUUAAUAAAGACAUACAACAGCAGGCA